Messenger RNA from Anthostomella pinea, 690 nucleotides. The record is from the annotation of a GenBank genome assembly. NCBI's taxonomy places the organism in Eukaryota, Fungi, Ascomycota, Sordariomycetes, Xylariales, Xylariaceae.
AUGGAGUUCGGCAACGCAGGCGUCUUGAACGAAGAUGGCAUCCACGUUGACAUGGACCGACUGAAGAAGGGUGAAGUGAACCUGGGUACCUCCAUCAUGGCCAUAACCUUCAAGGACGGGGUUAUUCUCGGCGCCGACUCUCGAACCACAACCGGAGCAUACAUCGCGAACCGAGUGACAGACAAGCUGACCCGGGUACACGACACCAUCUGGUGCUGUCGCUCCGGCUCGGCCGCUGAUACACAAGCCGUGGCGGACAUUGUGCAGUACCAGCUGGGCAUGUUCGCGAUGCGCAAUGGCAAGCCGCCUACGACGCAAACCGCUGCGUCCAUCUUCCAGGAGGUCUGCUACUCUAACAAAGACAGACUGAGCGCGGGACUCAUCAUUGCUGGCUGGGACGAGCGACACGGUGGCCAGGUCUACGCGAUCCCUCUCGGAGGGUCUCUACACAAGCAAGCAUACUCGAUCGGCGGUUCUGGCUCGACCUACAUCUACGGAUACUGUGAUGCGCACUGGAAGGAAGGUAUGGAGGAGGAAGACGCCGUCAACUUCGUCAAGGGUGCUCUUUCAGAGGCGAUCAAGUGGGAUGGUAGCUCUGGAGGUGUGAUCCGCAUGGUUGUCUUGACGAAGAAGGGGGCAGACCGACACCUAUACCUACCCGACGAGGACUACAAGGUGCGGCAUACAUAG